AUGAUGAAAUCUCGCAUUACCAAACCGGCGCCGAAGGCUUGCUUCAUGGCUAUGCCAGAGGAAGUCCUGGCUAGGAUUCUAUCCUAUGCUUCCACUCAUGACGACACAAUUAUACCCGAACAGUUGGCACCCGGAUCUGCAAAAUUCUCUAUCCAGGCCGAUCCUGCAACUCCUCUCGGUAGCGGCUACUGCCCAGCCUUAACCAGAAAAAAGGGUGCACUUCCUGCCGAGUUAUCAGCCUUAGACGUUGCCAGAACUUGCAACACCUUCCAUAAUGUUGUUGACGGAGACAAAAUGUUCUAUGCCAACAACACCUUCGAGUUUACCAGCACGCAGUUCCUCCUAAACUACCUUGUUGCGCUUCCAUCCGAACGUCGAAAUGCCGUUCGAUCUCUCAAAGUCAAAUAUGACUACCAUGGUGUCCCUGUUGCCGCAUUCAUUGUGCUUGCGGUUUGUUAUAGACUUGAACACCUGAUACUCGACAUUGGAGGGAUGACGAACUUUUUCAAUCCUGGUUUGACCAACUUCAGUCAAGCUCCGGGUUAUGCGCAAUUGAUGGCCUUGAGGGGACUGAAGUCGGUUAAGCUGGCAUAUGGAAACAAGAGCUGGACCUUGAUCGACGAUAUCCUCGCCCGUAUUCCUCGUGCUUGGGUGUCGCAAGAGAAAGCAGAGUCUGAGAAGGCGGUUCUCCGGGUCCUCAAGCAACUCGAAAAUGAUAUUAACCGGGCCACUACCCAGCCUCGAGCUCACGGCUCUGUCGCUAGAGGGGUAUUGAAAUAUGCUAUGAGUCAGGCAGCAGUCAAUGCGUGGGGCGACACUAUAAAUGGCAUGCUCACACCACAAGGACAGGCCACAACUGAUCUUUUCAACAAUAACAAUCAUAAUAUAAACCAAGGAAUUGCCCUCUCGGUGAUCCCGGCCGUUCAGCCACCAACUCUCUCAGAGACGGAUCAAUGGGUGGAAAUGGAUCGUACUAAUCUGGCAUCUUGGGAUGUCUGA
Hyaloscypha bicolor E is the source of this 999-nucleotide messenger RNA. RefSeq lists its product as uncharacterized. The transcript has a single exon. The record is from RefSeq and is a predicted model, not a curated record. Lineage: Eukaryota; Fungi; Ascomycota; Leotiomycetes; Helotiales; Hyaloscyphaceae. The coding region runs from base 1 to 999 and encodes 332 amino acids.